Molecule: messenger RNA, 2934 nt
Organism: Monomorium pharaonis (pharaoh ant)
Lineage: Eukaryota; Metazoa; Arthropoda; Insecta; Hymenoptera; Formicidae
Exons: 1
Coding region: 1-2934 (977 amino acids)
Biological process (GO): DNA integration
Molecular function (GO): nucleic acid binding
Source: RefSeq, a predicted model, not a curated record
AUGCUUCUGGUAAAACCCAAAUGGAGAUUAGUAAUAGAUUUUAGAAAACUUAAUGAAAAGACCAUUCAAGACGCUUAUCCGCUUCCAAAUAUAGACGAAAUAUUAGAUCAGUUAGGUAAUGCGCGAUAUUUUUCUGCUUUUGAUCUGGCAUCGGGUUUCCAUCAAAUCGGCAUGCAUCCCAAAGACAUUCAGAAAACAGCCUUUUCUACUCCAAACGGACAUUAUGAAUACACUCGAAUGCCCUUCGGUUUAAAAAAUGCACCUCCUACCUUUCAAAGAAUGAUGAAUCGGGGCUUAAAGGGAUUAAUUGGUAAUAAUUGCUUAGUUUAUAUAGACGACAUAAUAGUUUAUGGAAAAACAAUCGAAGAGCAUAACAAAAAUUUAAGAAUAUUAUUUGAAAGACUUAGACAGGUCGGGCUAAAAUUACAACCCGAUAAGUGCGAAUACCUCAAACCGGAACUUGAAUAUUUAGGGCACGUUAUUUCGGAACAAGGCAUACAACCUAACCCUAAUCGAAUCGAGAAGGUAAAAACUUACCCAGUACCAAGAAAUCCGAAAGAAAUCAAACAAUUCCUUGGGCUAGUCGGUUACUACCGUAAAUUUAUCAAAGACUUUUCCAAGAUAGCGAAACCGUUAACACGAUUACUCCAAAAAUCCUCAACCUUUCAAUGGACUAACGAACAACAACAUUCUUUUGAAUCUCUCAAAUCCAAGUUAAUAACGCAACCUGUAUUAUCUUAUCCUGACUGGAACAGACCGUUUGUUUUGACCACUGACGCAUCUAAUGAGGCCAUCGGGGCAAUACUCUCACAAGGAACAAUAGGCAAAGACAAGCCAUUGGCUUUUGCCUCUAGAACGCUUAAUAAAGCAGAGACUCGAUAUAGCACUACGGAAAAAGAAUUACUCGCAAUUGUAUGGGCGACAAAACAUUUUAGACAAUAUUUAUACGGAAAAAAAUUUACAAUCGUAACGGACCAUAAACCUUUAGUCUGGCUAAUGAACGUGAAAGAUCCUAACUCCAGAUUAAUGAGAUGGAGACUUAAAUUAGAAGAAUUCGAUUACGAAAUUGUUUAUAAACCGGGAAAAACUAAUACUAACGCCGACGGACUGUCACGAAUUCCAGUAAAUGCAAUCGACUCCUAUCUUUCCGAUGAAGAUAUCGAACACAUAUUAUCAGACAUAAUAAAAGAGAAACGCGAAAUUAAGAUUGCUUUUAACAAAGAUCCAGUUCCGGGAUGGUUAAAUAUUGAUCCGAAAUCUGUCUCCUUGGAAAAUCUCUUAACUUUAAUAUCACCAAUCAUUGAGGAUACAAAUGCUGAUCCUGACAAAUGGACGUUAUAUUUCAUAGGACCUAUUAAUACCAAGACACGAAACACUAUAGACGCUUUAAUUAACACGUACAACUUGCAGUCUAAAACUAAGACGAUAAUAGAAGAACGACCGUCUCAAUGGUUUGAAGAUAAGUUUCCACUACCAACUCCAACGAACGAAUACUUACCUGAAAACGAUUACGAAAUACAAAAGGGACCAUCAUCUUCUCCCUCAAUUCCAUCCUCAUCCAAACCAAAAGUGAAUAAACAAAUAAUAGUAAGAAAUCAAGUCGGUAGGCAAACCAAUAAAACAAUAUUAUUUAUCGAAACCCCUCCUGAAAUUACUAGAGAAAACGAAGUUUAUGUAUCUCCUCACGCAACUCACAGACAAUUAAGUAUUCAACUACAUGACUUUUUAACUGAGAACGAUCAUCAUCUAAAUAUAAUACACGAUCAGAAGGAAGUUAGUAAAUUGAUUUCAGUUAUCGACGAAUAUUAUCUUGGAGACAAAUUAUACAUUUACGUUUCUCAGUAUCUUCCAGAAAUUAAAAAUAAAAAUGAAAUUAUAUCGGAUGCACAUUCCGGCAUAUUAGGCGGUCAUUAUUCAACAGAAAAGACGCUUCAAAAGAUUAGACAAAAAUACAAUUGGCCAAACAUAACUGUUGACGUCAAAGAAUUCAUUGACAAGUGUGAAUUAUGUCAACUCAACAAGCCAGGUACUCAAAAACCUUACAUCUAUUCUUCUCCUGAUAUCCCACAAACUCCAAAUGACAAAAUAUCCAUCGAUAUCAUGGGACCGUUUGAAAUAACAAACAGAGGAAACCGGUAUAUCCUUGUUACCCAAGACUACCUGACACGAUAUAUUCUCGUAGAACCUCUAGUAGAUAAAUCUACGGCCGCGAUUAUUAGAGCCUUGUGGUACUCCUGGCUCAGAUAUUUCGGAAAACCUAAAGAACUACUUUCCGAUAACGCUUUAGAAUUUACUUCUAACGAAUUUAAGACACUUUGUGAUAAAUUGCAUGUAAAACACGUACUAACUUCAGUUUAUCACCCGCAAUCGAACGGAAAAAAUGAGAGAUCACACUUAAUACUAACCGAAUAUAUUAGACAUUACAUUAACGAACAAGAGCAAUGGGAUAUGAUACUACCCCAAGCAAUGCUCACAUACAAUUGCACAGUUAAUAAAAAUACAGGCUAUACGCCUUACGAGUUACAAUUCGGUAGGGAACCAAAUCACAUCUUCAGUGAAGAAGAUGAAAGGGUAACCCUUCAAAAACAAAUUGAAGACUCACGUCUUCAACACGAAAAUAAAUUGGAAGAAGCGCGUAGGAGCAUACGCGACUAUCAAAAUUCCAAUAUUCCUAUCAAAAAUUACGUACCAAUUGAAAGCAAUGAGUUGAUUCUUGUAAAGAAUUUCAAUGCCAAGUCAUUCGAGCCACAAUGGAAAGGUCCUUUUCCUGUUGUUCGACAUGACAAAUUCAUAACAUAUCAUAUUAGAGAAAACGGAGAAAUUAAACAAUAUCACAGAAGUGAUAUUAAACCUUUCGUUUCAGGCAAUAGGAAUGGAUCUGAUACGAAUCAUUCCGAUACUUCUUCUCCUGAUUCCCCAGGGUCAUCUUACUGA